AUGGAGAAGUCUAGUAUUCAGCUGGGUGUCGGCCUCAGCAUCUCCCUCCUCUUUCUCAUCCUCUCUCUGGCUCUACAACACUGGCGUUGUGGCGGCCUCCUAAGCUCCUGCCUGAAUUCUUCGAUGAAGAACUCUUAUCAGAUUGUGGGAGGCCUUCUUGUCAGCGCCGUCAUAGUAGACAUUCUGGCCCUCGUAUUCGUCUUCGUAGGCUGUGCACGCCAAAUGCCCUGGCCCAGACCAGCCGCCCUUGCAUUGACCUGGAUUGGAGGCAUUUUGGCCUUGGCUGCAGUCGCGUACUACUACGCCAGCUUAGAUCAAACGUACAGUCCUUUGCUGGCCGUAGUCGGAAUGUCCUUUGCAUUGGCCAUGGCGAUCACCGUUACUAUUAGGAUGAUUGCUGCAAACAGCGCUUGA
Messenger RNA from Spirometra erinaceieuropaei, 414 nucleotides. NCBI's taxonomy places the organism in Eukaryota, Metazoa, Platyhelminthes, Cestoda, Diphyllobothriidea, Diphyllobothriidae. The record is from the annotation of a GenBank genome assembly.